GCCUAGUCGCUGUCGCUCCCCCCGCAGUAGCCGGAAUUGGACUUCGGCUUUCCAGCCCGCGGCUCCUUCACCGCCUCGCUUCCCACCCGUGCCCCCGGCUUCCCGGGAUCCGAAUUUGUAGGCCUCUUAAAGGGUCCCAGUUGCUCUUCGCCCGGUGCUCCAGAGCGGAAGUGGGGGUCCUGGACUUUGGUCCCAGACGUUGAGGAUCGGAAUGGCUUCCGUGCUCAUCCGAGAGGCCAAGGAGGGAGACUGUGGAAAUAUCCUGAGGAUGAUUCGGGAACUCGCCGAGUACGAGAAACUGUCCGACCAGGUGAAGAUCAGUGAAGAAGCCCUGAGAGCAGACGGCUUCGGAGAGAAUCCUUUCUUUCACUGUUUGGUAGCAGAGAUUCUUCCUGCCCCUGGGGAGCCACAGGGGUCUUGCAUGGUGGGCUAUGGGCUGUACUACUUCAUCUAUAGCACAUGGACCGGACGGAAUAUUUAUCUGGAAGACAUCUACGUGAAGCCAGAAUAUCGGGGUCAGGGGAUUGGUUCCAAAAUAAUCAAAAAAGUGGCUGAGGUGGCCCUGGAUAAGGGCUGCUCCCAGUUCCGCCUGGCAGUCCUGGACUGGAACAAGAAGGCCGUGGACUUGUACAAGACCCUAGGAGCCCGAGAUCUGACGGAAGCGGAAGGCUGGCAUUCCUUUCGCUUCGAGGGAGAGGCAAUGAGGGAGUUGGCAGGAAAGUGACAUUAUCCCUUGGGGAUCACUCUUUUGGCUUCUCCAGCCCCACCAGCUCAAGCACUCCUCAGAGACUGUCUCUACGGACCAAGGCCUCCCUGAAGGAAGGAGGAUUGGUGGUGAAUAGUCCCAAAGGGAAGGAGCAAAGUGAGGAAGAGGCCUUGCCACCCCCUUGUUCAGGGUGAAAAAUAAAUGAGAAUUUC
Molecule: messenger RNA, 918 nt
Organism: Sus scrofa (pig)
Lineage: Eukaryota; Metazoa; Chordata; Mammalia; Artiodactyla; Suidae
Gene: SAT2
Product: spermidine/spermine N1-acetyltransferase family member 2
Molecular function (GO): N-acetyltransferase activity
Source: RefSeq, marked provisional